Messenger RNA from Scylla paramamosain (green mud crab), 4303 nucleotides. It is a transcript of the gene Madm, whose product is annotated as nuclear receptor-binding protein homolog. The record is from RefSeq and is a predicted model, not a curated record. The transcript is spliced from 12 exons. Lineage: Eukaryota; Metazoa; Arthropoda; Malacostraca; Decapoda; Portunidae. Gene Ontology annotation, cellular component: cytoplasm; endomembrane system. Gene Ontology annotation, biological process: protein phosphorylation; intracellular signal transduction. Gene Ontology annotation, molecular function: protein serine/threonine kinase activity; ATP binding. Bases 122 to 1726 code for a protein of 534 amino acids.
AUCCACCACCUCAGUGUUUGAUUGACCGAGACCAAGGGAGGAUGUAUAGUACGUGUUGAGUGCGCCGCGGGUUAUUAUCCGUUCCCCACAUAAAACUUGAAAAGAAGCCCCCCAGUUCAUUAUGACGGGGAGUAAGAAUGGCGGCAAUGAGACCGAAGCUAAAUCGCCUCGAGAAAGUGGCGAGGACAGUGAGGAUGAAAGUGAAAUAUUAGAGGAGAGUCCUUGUGGAAGAUGGUCCAAGCGGCGGCAGGAGGUGCAGCAGCGAGAUGUGCCGGGCAUCGACGCCGCCUACCUGGCCAUGGACACUGACGAGGGCAUGGAGGUGGUCUGGAAUGAGGUUCGAUUCAGCGAACGGAGGAAUUUCCGUGAACAAGAAGAGAAGAUUCGGUUAGUGUUUGACAACUUGACUCAACUGGACCAUCCAAACAUUGUCAAGCUUCACAAGUAUUGGAUUGACAGCAAAAAUGACAAGCCUAGGGUUGUCUUCAUCACUGAGUACAUGUCUUCAGGAUCACUAAAAAAGUUUCUGAAAUUAACCAAGAAAAAUGUGAAGAAAUUGCCUCUUCAGUCAUGGAAACGGUGGUGCACACAGAUCCUCUCAGCCCUCAGUUACUUGCAUUCGUGCUCCCCCCCUAUCAUCCACGGCAACCUCACCACCGACACCAUAUUUAUCCAGCACAACGGCCUCGUCAAGAUCGGCUCAGUGGCGCCGGAUCAAAUACAUUCACAUGUCAAGACCUGCAGGGAUGACAUGAAAAACAUGCAUUUCAUAGCCCCUGAAUAUGGAAAUUCUUCUCCUGUCACACCAGCUGUAGACAUCUAUUCCUUUGGAAUGGCAGCUCUGGAGAUGGCUGCCUUAGAAAUUCCUGGUAAUGGAGACUCUGGAAAUGUGGUUACACAAGAACAGGUGCUCAGAACUAUACAUUCCUUGGAACAUGAACAGCAGAGAGACUUCAUUCAGAAGUGCCUAAUACCUGACCAGAGUCAGCGUCCAAGCACCACAGAGUUGCUGUUCCAUCCUGUCUUAUUUGAAGUUCAUUCUCUCAAGCUAUUGGCAGCCCAUGCUCUUAUACACAAACCCAAAUCAAAGAAAUUAAUAGACAAUUCCAUCGAAGACAUGCUUCAGCACCAGUACCACAGUGACAGUGUUGUGGCAGAGAUCAGACACAGUAGUGGAGACCCUACGUUAUUCCGAAUGUCUGAUAUCCCUGUCUUUGAGAAGCUGGAGAAGUUUAUUGAAGAUGUCAGGUUUGGCAUAUAUCCUUUGACAGCCUUCAUGCUCCAGCAGCAGCCUCCUUCCCGCCCACGGGCUAUUUCUCCUGAGGCUGUGGUCCCUGUAGCACCAGAGACUAUAGAAUCCACAGACCAAGAAACCCGAAAGGUUAUCAAUAUGAUGUGCAACAUUAAGCGAAAUGAAAAUGGCCAAGGAUUAUAUAUGACCAUAUCCUUGCGUUUAGAAGAUAAGAUGAACCGUCAGCUCUCCUGUGUGGUGGAUGAUGGAGAGGGAGCAGGUGCCCUCACUGAUGAGCUUGUUAGAUAUGGGUUUAUAAGCCAGAUGGACAAAGAUGAAAUAACCAGCUUAAUAGAGGAUCACCUAACACGAGUCCGCAAUGGCUCGUCCUUGUCCAAAGCGACAGGACGGAGUGGAAGCCGGGGAAACCUUCUUCAGGGCGAUGACAACCUCACGGUGAUGCAUCCCCCUACCAUAACCACAGCAACCAGAUAACACCCACGGGCCCCCCCUCACCCUCAAGCACGGCCUCACAAUAUUAUACACCACACACACUUUUUUACUAGGUGAGAAUGGUUAUCAUCAAGAAGAAUUUCCUGGUCUCUGGAUGGAUGACUGGGAAAGGCUGCUGGUGUUAUGUAUGCGUGCAUUUAUGAGGACGGAUGCUGGCUGCCCAAGUGGUUCAGCGGCAUGAAAAGUAGUUGCUCAGUACUUGGAUAUUGUAGUGGUGAUCGUGGUGAUGAAGAAGGAAAGAAAGCAUUUGCAGUGUUGUCUGGUGCAUUUGGGGAAAGUCUGUGUUGGGAAGAAUUUAAUUUUAUAUAAGAUUUUUUAUCAUGAUUAUUAUUAUUUAGGUACUAUGCUAAGUGACCUCCCUAGUAUUGUGAUAUGCCAUUUUCAGAUCCCCUCAGAAGUGAUCACUAAUAUGUAAGGAUCUUCCCUCUGCCCCCUCACUCUUAACCUGCUCCAUGCUUAAGCCAAAUAAAUGAACAGUAAGUUUAUCACAAAUGUGUGUCUAGCCACAGAGAGGGUGAGGGUGAUGAAUGAUUGUGGAUGUGGGUGUUUGUGUGGGUGUGUGAGGCUGAAAUGGGUAUUUGCUGUUAUUGCAGUGAAUGGAGGCUGGCUGACUGGCUUCAUGUUGUCGGUAGAGACUGCCCUCCACAUACCAGUAUGUGUGUCGUUCACCAGAAGUAACACAUUAUUUUCUCUAAAGUCUAACAGUUAUUUAUGUUGUGUACUGUAUUUUUUUUAUACCAGAGAAUUUUUAUGGUGAAGCUGUUUUUUUUUGUUUGUUUUUUCUCCAAUGAAAGGGACAUAUCACUAAAGCAAGCAAAGGUAGUCCUCAUUCUAUAUAUGUAACUUCAUUAGGUGUCUUUUACAUCUUGUUUUUGGCACACUGUGACACAAGGGCAUGUAUGAAUCAUCAAUUGAGGUUAUGGUCUUAAGGGGACUUUUUUGGUUGCAGUUUCCUGAAGAGGAAAGUGUACAUAAAACAGAUUUAGUUGGUCAAGUGUUGUGACCUUCAGCAUGCUUACCUGUCUCUCUUUGAGAGCGUGAGUGGUGGUGUUCCUCCAGCGUGCCUGUAGCGUUAUCACAAUGAUCUGAAUUGUCUGUCUUGCAGCAGCUAGUUAUUUGUUUUAGCACCAGCCUUAAUCUGCCUAUCCUCCACUUCUCUUAGCGUGAGAGGAACUUUAGAAGGAAGGAAAGGUUAUCUAGUGGUCUGUUCACACGUCUCAUUUGGAUUUGUUUACUUGGUCAUACAUAAGUUGACAGAUCUUGGGUAUAACAUAAUAACCUAGAUGAUUUUUGUCUACUAAGAGAGGGUGGUUCACAGCAAGAACAAUUCUCAAUGUAGGAAGAGUGUUAAUGCAUUAUGCACUCUGGUAGUUUGUUUCCUCACCUUGAUCUCCAAGGAAACCUGUCUGUCUCUUUGAUAUUUUACUCCAUUUUGGUGAUGCUGAAGAAACUCUUUGUUUUACUCAUAAUGUACAUUUUUUAAUGAGAAUACAGUGUGUGUGGCAGUAAACUAGGUGUGUGAGAGGCUAGCAAGUGUUUAUCUUGUGUUGGCCUUCCUGCUGUCAAUGGUGCCACUGUGAGGCCACCACGGGUACUUUAUCAUAAAAUAAUAGUGUUCAUGAAUAUGUUCAAGUUAGAAAAAUCUUGCCAGUUUGCAGGAAAAGAAAUUGUCAAUACAGGUUUAGAAAAUCUAAAGGUAUGAAGGAUAAAUGAUGUGCCUUUCAAAAAUGUAUUAUGUGCCUGAUGGAAUACAACUUAAGAAGAAUAAUGCUUAAUAGAGUACCAUCAUUUUGAAAUUAAUCCUUUUCCUUUGAAUCUUGUAUAUCAAAGUGACUGUCAGUCUGGAUAAAGCUUGAGAAGAUUAUAUCUAAAUAUCUAAAGCUAGUUUUUAUUUGAAAGGUUAUGAAAAACAAUACACUUUAGUCCAUACAAUACAAUGGUUGCCAGAGAGGCCCCUCACUCAUAGUAGAAAAUUGGGCACCAAAUAGGAAACCAUACAAAUUGUAGAUUGUCUGAAAAUUUUUAAUUUGAGUGCCUAGUGUACACUCAAAAUAUAUUGCAUUACAGAAGGACAGGGACUGGGAGAUGGGCAUUAAUGAUCAGCUUAUUUGUCAAGGUAAAUCUUAAUCAGAUUUAUAUUUGAAUUCCCAGUGUAUGGUUUGUACUUGUUUACAUCGUUCUAUGCCAUUUAAAAUAUGUGAGAAAGGACAGGUGUGUGUGGGAGAAUGUUAAUCCAAAGGCUGCACCGACAGUCUCCACUGAGUGACUUCCAACACAACACAAGUCGAGUCAUACUCAGAAGUUCUUUCAUAUGAAAAAAAAAAAAAAAAGAAUAAAUAAAUAAAAUUAAUUAUCAGUCAGUCCCUGGUUUGAAUAAUUGUGAUGAAUUACUAAAUUGCCAAGGUCCUGAUGUACUUACUUCAGAUUGAUGGGUGUCAGUUUGAAGUACCUUGUUGACAACACUUACUUUCAAGGAGGAUGUAAAAUAGUUUUUUUUUCACAACUUCACUACACAUAUGUUGUAUUGUGUAUGUCAGCUAAAAAAAAUUCUGAAAUUGA